Ogataea parapolymorpha DL-1 is the source of this 2613-nucleotide messenger RNA. Its product is annotated as AP-3 complex subunit delta. Gene Ontology annotation, cellular component: AP-3 adaptor complex; membrane coat; endosome membrane. Gene Ontology annotation, biological process: protein targeting to vacuole; Golgi to vacuole transport. Bases 1 to 2613 code for a protein of 870 amino acids. The record is from RefSeq and is a predicted model, not a curated record. Lineage: Eukaryota; Fungi; Ascomycota; Pichiomycetes; Pichiales; Pichiaceae. The transcript has a single exon.
AUGUCCAGGGAUAUAAUAAGAGCGCGCUUGCGGCCGUUCGGGAUUUCAUUUGAGAAGUCUCUGACGGACCUCAUCAGGGGGAUCAGGGCGAAUAAUCAGGAUCCUGAGAAAUUGGCUGCGUUCUUCGACAAAUCCAUCCAGGAAUGUCGGGCUGAGCUGAAAACAAACGACCUCGAACUAAAGUCCAUGGCGAUCCUCAAGCUAGCAUACUUGGAGAUGUACGGCUACGACAUGAGCUGGUGCUCGUUCCACGUGCUGGAGGUCAUUUCGUCGCCGAAGUUCCAACACAAAAGAAUAGGAUACCUUGCUGCGAUGCAGCUCUUCCAACGACAGAACAACGAUGACGUGCUCAUGCUUAUGACCAAUUUGCUGAAAAAGGACAUCAAUUCGGGCAAUUCUGUGGAUACAGGCGUGGCUAUCAGCGGCAUUGCGACCAUAGUCACACCUGAGCUGGCACAGGAUAUCUGUGACGAUAUGGUGCGAAUGCUUUCCCAUUCCAAGCCAUUCAUCAGAAAAAAGGCCGUCUUGGCCAUGUAUAAGAUCUUCCUCAAGUAUCCUGACGCAUUGAGACUGCAUUUCGACAAAUUGAUAGAAAAGCUGGACGACGAAGACGGGUCCGUGGUCUCUGCCACUGUAAACGUCAUUUGCGAGCUUGCUCAUAAUAAUCCGAAAAACUACGUGGAGCUUGCGCCGCGACUCUUUGGGCUGCUAAAGGAAUCGAACAACAACUGGAUGGUUAUCAGACUUCUGAAACUGUUGUCGUAUCUGUGUCUUGAAGAGCCUCGUCUCCGCUAUAUAUUGCUGCCAGAGGUGGUGGACCUCAUGAACAGCACGACGGCACUUUCUUUGGUUUAUGAGUCAAUCAAUUGCAUCCACAAUGGAAAAAUGCUUACGCCUGACGAUACCAAAGUUGCAAAACUGAUAAUCAGCAAACUGAUCGGCUUUAUUCAAAACAGCGAUCAGGAUUUGAGGUAUGUUGGGUUGCUGGCGUUCAUCAAAACCUGCAAAAUUCACAAGGAGCUCAUCAAAAAGCAUGAAAAAGUCAUUAUGGCAUCCACCUACGAUCCCGACCCCACAAUCAGAGAAAAGUCUUUGGAACUGAUUGAUUCUCUCGUGACCGACAGGAACAUCGUUUCUAUUGUGUCCAGACUACUUGUCCAGUUGAUUCCUGUGGAUGAGCAGGCAGAAAGAUUGGAAUCCAUUAACGUUGAGACUGAAUUGGCGUUUCAGAGUCCUCUCAUCGUGUCAGAUAAGUAUAGGCUGCUUGUCAUCACCAAAAUCAUCCAGAUCUGCUCCAUGGACAAUUACGAGCGCAUUCCAAAUUUCCAAUGGUAUCUUGGUGUUCUUGGCGACAUUCUCAAUAUCAAUGCCGAGAACAGGCUUGCUGGAGUUGAAAGAAUGGUCACAUCGCAAUUCAUGAGUGUGGGAUUGAGGGUUCCAAGUAUUCGCAGCAGAUUGGUUCAACGCUGUCUGGAGCUGGUACUUGAUAGUUCGCGACUGGUCAGCUUAAAGGAAGGUCUAUACAAUUGCAUGUGGCUUGUUGGGGAGUACUAUACAGACUAUAUCACGACACUGGAUGACGACGAUAACGACGACAGUGAUAACGAGGAAGUGUACAAAAUCACAGGCGCACAAAUUAUUAAGAGCGUUGUGGCCCAGGAAGACUUUGAUACUCUCACUGACCUCAUGGAUCCUACACUCGGUGUUUAUAUUCAGUCUAUGGCCAAACUAUUUGGGAAGUACUGUCUCUCUUUGAGACUGAAUUGGGGUCCUGAAGACCGGGUGCACGUGAUCGAGGUUUGCCAAAUAUUGAUCAGGUGGCUGGAGAAAUUCCAUCAGUCUGUGAAUUUUGAGGUUCAGGAGCGCGCUAUUUCCUUUACUGAACUUCUGAAGCUCGUACUGGAGGCUGUCGAGACGGAGGAAGAGAGCUUCCCCAAUUUUCUGGUCUCUGGGUACGCGCAGCUAUUUGAACAAUAUCCAAUUAAGCCUGUUGGUCCACACGCCCAAAGUCGCAUCCCUAUAGCCAUAGACCUGGACACAGCUAUUGACCACGAGUCUAUUUCUGAAUUCCAGCGGAUGCUUGCUGGAAUCGAGGAAAAAGAGACUCUGCAGCGUCAGCAGGAGGAAUACGAGGAAGAACUGGUGUCCGAGAUCAACCAUUCAUCCGAUGACCAUGGCGAGGACGAGCCACUUAAAGGUCGCCCAGAGCGCUCCGACAGGAUAGGCGAUCCAUUCUAUAUCUCGAUGGACACAAGCACUCCGGAUGAUGUCUCAAUUUCAGAACCUUUUGUGGAGACCAAACGCAAGAAGCCUAGCAAAAAGAAGAUCAAAAAGGAGAAAGUGCUUGUUCUGGGCGACGAAGACCCUGGCGAAGAGUCUGCUUCUGAGCCUGUGUUCAAGCCGAAGAAGAAGAAGGGCAGAAGUAAGUUACUCAUUGACUCUUCGACUCUGUCGGACUUCGACCUCACUAAAUCACCUGACGAACCUGACCACACCGAGGAGGUAGAGAUAAUGCGAAAAGAGUUUGAGAAACUAGAGCAAAAACAGGAGCCGCCUGUGGUGGUUAAAAAGCCAAAGAAGCCAAAGAAGAAGAAGCUCGUGGUGAUUGAGUAG